Messenger RNA from Phyllopteryx taeniolatus (common seadragon), 2545 nucleotides. Its product is annotated as transcription factor 7-like 1-A. Lineage: Eukaryota; Metazoa; Chordata; Actinopteri; Syngnathiformes; Syngnathidae. Gene Ontology annotation, molecular function: RNA polymerase II cis-regulatory region sequence-specific DNA binding; DNA-binding transcription factor activity, RNA polymerase II-specific. The transcript has 6 exons. Bases 81 to 950 code for a protein of 289 amino acids. The record is from RefSeq and is a predicted model, not a curated record. Gene Ontology annotation, cellular component: beta-catenin-TCF complex. Gene Ontology annotation, biological process: canonical Wnt signaling pathway; regulation of transcription by RNA polymerase II.
UACAGCAGGUGCCAUAUUGGUGGCCUGUGCAAAACUUCGUUCCACCAGCAUCAGUAAAUUUUGCUGCUGCUCCUCCACAAAUGAUGGGGGGCACAACAAUGAUGAUGCCUGGGAACCCAAAUCUCACUCCUGGUGUGUUUCUGAGAGAUGUAGACGAUGAGGUGGAGCAUCAGUACAUAAAGAAGCCACCGAAUGCCUUCAUGGUGUUUGCCAGGAAGCAUCGCAAAGCACUCAUGGGAAAACUGGACAAGAAAGACAGCGCGUCAGUAAAUGUCAUCCUGGGAGAAAUGUGGAAUUCACUACCGCAGCAAGACCAGGCCAAAUACUAUGAGGAAGCAGAUGUUGAGAGGCGACGUCAUGCCCAGUUGUAUCCCAACUGGUCAAUGUGUGACAACUAUGGCAAAAAGAGGAAGAGGAUGAGGGGUACUGUUACAGAUCCUGAAGCUCCACAGCCCACAAGGAUGUGUGUGGCUCCGGUCCAGACGGGCAUGAUGGGGCCUGAACGAUACCCUACACAAGGAGAAUCGCAGUCUGUGAGCAACAUUGCAUGUUUACAACAGCAGCAGCCUAAAGCCAGCCUUCCUGCUUUUGUGCAUAACUUCAUGCCUCCAGCUGCUCCGACUUCAUCCGGGAUGGCGUUUUCACAGCUUCUGAGUGGCGUAAAUUACAUGCCCCUGGCCCAUGACAAACACACCCGACCGUUGACUGUGAAUUCUACUGAGCCUCAGAGCUUAGAGGAAGAGCUCCACGUAAUACUGGAGCGAUUUGAGGAAGAAUCCUCCACUACACAGACAGAGCAGUCAUCUGCGGCCCUGAAUUUAGAAGAAGAGCUCCAAAGCUUACUGGAGCGUUUUCAGAACAAGCCCUCGACUGCACAGUUAGGCACAGACAGGCUCCACUGCGUCUUUGAGGGUUUAGGAAUCACUGCUGCUGAUACGGGAGGUUGUUGAGAGUCCUGCAAGGGCUGGGAUGGUGGAGCCAACCUGUGAAGACAAAGGAAGUACUAUUGGAGCAUUUUGAAACCGCACAACAGACUUUACUGUUUGUGGUUCAUAGUCACAAUUGUUAAUGAAUCGUCAAAAGUUUACAACCUGUUUUUUGUUGUUGUUGGUUUUUUUUUUUUUUUUUUAAAUCAAGGGCAAUAACAUGGCUCAGCACUUUAUUUCAUGAUGAGAUGCCACUGGUUUCUCAUGAGAACGGACACAAAGGGAGCGGCUCAAAUGCAAUAACUGAACUUGUGUUUAAAGCCUGUGCGUAUGGACAUUAUUCAUCUCUUCAUCUAGUAUCUCCCACCACUCCUGUUGGAUUUCAUCCAACGGCUAUCACCUCGGUUCGUGCUUCAAGACAUUGGUACUGCCUGUUGCCUUACACCUAGCCGUAGUAAGGAUGCAUACACAAUAUAUUAUUCAAGUGACCCAAUCCAGUUUUUUCCCCCCCCCCUCCUGUGUAGUGAAGUUCAGACAUUAAUUCAUCUCCAAAAGUAUUUGAACAGUGAGGCAAACGUCUUUCAUUUUUGCUGUAGACUGAAAACAUUUGGGUUUGACGUCAAAAGAGGAAUAGAGACAAGAACUUAAUGUUAUGGCUUUUAAGACUUCUUAUUUAGGUGAGCAAAAGUAUUGGAACAGAUGGGCUUUCAAAUGAGUGAAUGAGACUGGUUGAUAUUUAGUUGCAAAUCCUUUCAUCAAUAAGCAUUGUUUUGUAAUAACUACACCACAGACUCAGUUGUUUUGGGGGGUUUACUCCUUCCAGUCUCUUUAGCAGGUAAAAUACAUCCUCUACAGGCUUUAAGUCUGGAGAUUGACUUGGCCAGUCUAAAACCUACUUCUUGCCCCUGAUGAACUCUUUUGUUUUGGGAGUCUUUAGUUGUGCCCGCAGAUGUAAUAUUUUUUUUAGAGUAUUUACUUACAGCUCGCAAUGUUUCAGCCAACUGCUGUUUUCCUUGAUCUACCAGCGAAUGUCUGCGUCUCUUUCCAUAUGGUUGAAUUGGCUAUUUAGCCAACGUUUUGUGCAAUGGCUAUGAUUCAUUUUCCAUCUAUCAUCUUCACAAUCAAGACGAAAAAUGGGCGUUAGGGUAGAUACGACAUACAGUAAGUACCCUGUCGUUACGUCGUUUUACUUUUUUCUGUCAUCGAAAUACAGUACAUCGGCCAAUGACAAAGUAGUAAUGUGUGAAAAGUAUAAUACUAGGGCCAAACUAAACAGUAAUAUUUAUCUUAUCUAAUGUUGAUCUUGUCAAACUUCUCAACUGCACUAUAGCAUCAUUGCACUCUUUGACCAAGUACUUUAAUGAACUUGAUAUUUGCGCUAUUAUAUGCUGCACAGACUUAACCUCCUAAAUUGUUAAUUGCCACUGUAUAUAAUCUGUAAAUAUGUUUUUAUCCUAUACACAUGUAGACAUACUAUAUAAUAUAUGAAACGUGUAUAUUGUAACUUCACUGUUUAUCAUUGUACAUAACAGAUGAUCCAUCACUUAUGCUGCAGUAUGUAAUUAUUUAUUUUUGCACUUCUGAUUUGAUGCCAGCUGCAUUUCAUUGGCUACAGUAUG